Messenger RNA from Laetiporus sulphureus 93-53, 1675 nucleotides. RefSeq lists its product as uncharacterized. The transcript has 5 exons. The coding region runs from base 219 to 1412 and encodes 397 amino acids. The record is from RefSeq and is a predicted model, not a curated record. Lineage: Eukaryota; Fungi; Basidiomycota; Agaricomycetes; Polyporales; Laetiporaceae.
UGGCGAGCCACUCACGCGUCAGGUGCACGGCCACAAAGGUGUCAACAUCCGAAUAUAUAUGUGGUCGCAGCCACCUGUGAAAUGUGCAAGUUUUCCGCCCUUCCUUUUGUCCUACUAGCCCGAGGCAAUCUGCACUGGCUGCUUAUAGCUCGACAACCCUCUCUUGCGCAUCUAACCAUCCGAUCAGAGUAAUUCGCCAAACCAUCAUCAGAUCCAGAAUGAGCAUAGCGAGCUUUCUUGAACUUACUUUCUCCACAGAGAAAGUCGGUCGCAAUUCGACUGGCUACAUGUAUCAACCUAAGCCAUGCUUGCAGCAUGUAGACUUUACAGCCAUCCUGGAUAAUUGCUGGGACGUGAUGACGAGCGGUGAGAUCCACAAGAUAACUGAUGGCGAGCAAGGCAUUCAGUGUGCGCAUGCGUAUAAGUAUCAAUCGAUGCAAUACCUCGAAAACACCGCGCUUUCAGGAACAAACACCAUCCUAUACUCGACCUCUUGGCGUCAAGAUGCCAAUAAGUCGGAUACUUGCGGCAUUUCCAUUGAUAUAUUCGAUUAUCGUGAUCAUCUGGCACAUCCACUCGACGACUCUUCUGGGCAAAAGCCACUCAAGGCUGCUACGCCGCCCAUCAAUCUCCACCUUGACAUUAUAACUCCUGAUAUGGAGGACGCCUUUUACGUCCUUCCAAAAUCAUUGUUGUCUGAGCUAGAAGCCGGGGACAUUUGGAGAGUUUCCUACGAGUAUGCAAAUGCAGAGCUGGAAACAACAUGGCCAGUGACGGAUGGGGAGCUUCACGUUGGCAUUUCCAUUGAAUCGGCAUGGAUGAACUGCCUUCGGGCCUCACAGACACAAAAGAAGUGCGUUCCCCAGCGGCUUCCUCCACCACCCUUGCAGUCGAGCGUGACCUCUACUACGUUGACCUGGCAAGACGUUGCUGGAUAUGGAUCAUCGGUCUGGUCAACAACUUCGCGUACGUCGGGAUGGGUCAAUGCUCUCUGUUCCCUCGCAUCUGCACCUGUUGGCGUUUCAUCCUGCGCUGAUUGUUCGCCCGCACCAUCGGCGUCAGCAUCAUCCUCUGGGUCGGGCAUCAACACCCCUCGCAACGCGUCCUCCGAAAUACACGGCGGGCCAUCUGCAGGAGCAUUCCAAGAGCAUUCUCAACAAGAGCAACGAGUCCAAGCUGAGAACGCAUAUCCCUGUCUUCUUGAGUCAGGCGAGCAGUCAAUGCAUAGCACCAAAGGCGCGAAGCCACUGGCGCCUUCGGAUCCGUCCAGUCUUCACAACAGCUCAGAGACAAGGAUGCCCAUGGGAAUACCUGACGUGGGCUGCACCUCGGCGACACAGACAUAUAGAAGGCAUCUUGCUGCCUUUCUAUCACAAGCUGCGAGCCAUCGUACUCUUCGCUUUAGUUGCUAAUCAAUCAACAAGCAUUUGAAUGGCUCGGAGCCUGUCAAUGACACUGGCGCCUUGGCUCGACGGUAUGGAGAAGAAUAGGAGGCGGAGACAAAUCAGUCCGAGCAAAGGUGUCCGCAUGGAAUGCGCAUCUCAAAUAUGAAGAAUGCAGCUGACAGAUUACUGCAUUUCCCCAAUGUUCAAAAAACGAGUUUCCGAUUCUGUACUGGCAUCCUGAAAUGUAUUUUAAAUAGAUCUAGAGCUCUGAUAGAAUGCACAUCCUUGGG